This is a messenger RNA of Raphanus sativus (radish), 1067 nucleotides long. RefSeq names its product MATH domain and coiled-coil domain-containing protein At2g42465-like. NCBI's taxonomy places the organism in Eukaryota, Viridiplantae, Streptophyta, Magnoliopsida, Brassicales, Brassicaceae. The record is from RefSeq and is a predicted model, not a curated record. The transcript has 3 exons. Bases 57 to 905 code for a protein of 282 amino acids. Gene Ontology annotation, molecular function: protein binding.
GCUUACGCAUGAAUCAAUAAACCAAAACCCUUAAAGUCAACAAGCGAUUUGAAGACAUGUCGACGCAAACACCAAGUUAUACUAUGGAGAUAAACAACUUCUCCCAAAGGAAUGCUCCAAUACGGUCGAAUCUGUUUAGAAGCUACUCCUGCAACUGGUAUGUUACCGUAUAUCCCAAGGGAAACGGUAUUUACACACACAUGUCUAUGUAUCUAGAUGUUGCAAAUUCUCCCUCAAUGUCUCAAGGAUGGUGGAGACAUGCCGGGUUUCGCUUUGUUAUCGUGAACCAAUCCAAUGUCGCCAAGUCCGAACGUCUAGCAACUUCUCACAUGUUCAACGAGAGAAAGCCAAACCGGGGUUUUAAAAAGGCCUUGCCUCUUACCAAACUUCAAGAGGAAAGGUUUCUUGUGAACGACAAACUUAAAAUUGAAGUCUACGUUGAUGUAUAUAAUAUUCUAGGUAUACUAGAUACACAUGUCUUACCUGAAAAGAAGCACAAGACUGUGUGUGUCAAUGGAUUCCAAGUUCUUGAUUCUCAAGUCAAGUCAGCAGACAUUAUUUUUGAAACUCAUCCGGAAACAGCAUUGUAUAUCUAUCCACAAGAUCCACAGCUUAAGACAGCAUACAUUAACAUUCUCCUCAGAAUCUACGAGACACUUUAUAACAAUCCUCUUGAGAAGAUCACGGAAAAUGAGCUAAGUAACGUUUCCAAGGGUUUGCUUGAUCUGACACAAGCUGGUUUUAAGCUCGAAUGGUUGAGGGAAAAGCUUGAGAAGGUUUCCGUGGAGAGGAAGAAACUAUCUGGUUAUGAAGCCCAGGCUCUAGAACUUGGAAAACAGUUGAAGAAUCUUGAGCUGAUGAUGUGUAAUCUCAAAGCUGAGAUCAAGUUGAAAGCGGAGAGCUAAUUAUACUAUGAUCUUUAGUUGGGUUUAAUAGUUCUUAGUAUAUCUUAUGAUUUAUUAUUUAUUGUUUUCCUGGUUUUUAUUUAAGAUCAAUCAUAGAUCUCAGGCUGUCCCUUUCAUUGGACAUUAAUAAAUGUCAUGGAAUACUAAAUUCCAAUUGUUUUA